This is a messenger RNA of Neoarius graeffei (lesser salmon catfish), 4016 nucleotides long. It is a transcript of the gene kita, whose product is annotated as KIT proto-oncogene, receptor tyrosine kinase a. Gene Ontology annotation, biological process: Kit signaling pathway; protein phosphorylation; B cell differentiation. Gene Ontology annotation, cellular component: signaling receptor complex. The record is from RefSeq and is a predicted model, not a curated record. NCBI's taxonomy places the organism in Eukaryota, Metazoa, Chordata, Actinopteri, Siluriformes, Ariidae. Bases 212 to 2914 code for a protein of 900 amino acids. Gene Ontology annotation, molecular function: cytokine binding; transmembrane receptor protein tyrosine kinase activity; ATP binding. The transcript has 20 exons.
UUGUUGGGCAGAAAACAGCGCGGCUCCUUUAAGAGCGCAACACGCCUCGCUUCAGAACCGACGCUCCACUCCACUCCACUACACUACACUAGAGUGGCAUUAGUGAGUGCCCAGGAUACCGAGCGGACGCACACGUGCAAGCACACAUAUACAUACAGUACAUGCAGACACACACAUCAGACAGAGAAAUAUAGAUGGAAUUAUAAUAACUAUGGAAUACCACUGGGUUCUGCUUCCUGUCUUGUUACAGUUUCUCUUCAGACCAGCUUGUUUGUCAGUCAUAUGCCAGGAGGAUUCAGAGGACAAGUUGCGUGACUUGCAUAAACCAACAGUGAAAGGCAGUACCCGGCCCAUAAUUAAACCAGACGGAUCCCAGCUUGCAGUGCAGCUGAAUGGCAGACUCAUCCUUUAUUGCCAUGGUGAUGCACCAGUGCGUUGGCUACGGGAGGAUCGUCCAAACCGGAUAUUAAGGGAAGAGCAGAGGAACCACAGCCUGUCAACCAUCAAUGUGACCACUGCGAAGUCACACCAUCAGGGCAAAUACAUUUGCUUGGAGGAGUCCUCAGAUGAGAAGCGCUCCAUUUAUGUGUAUGUUACUGCUUUCCUCUUAGCAGAUCCUGACAAUGCCUUCAGGAGGUCCAUCAUCUCAGACAUCAUGGCCGGGGCAGGUGAAACUACUUCUAUCCCCUGCCUAGCCACCGACCCCAGAAUGGUCGACCUGCAUCUGGAGACAUGUGAUGGACGUCCACUGCCCACUGGGAUGAGGUACAGCGCUAGCACUGAGACAGGCAUUUCCAUGGUGAAUGUCCAGCCCACCUUCAAAGGAUGCUAUGUCUGCGUGGGAAUUCUGGGAGAGAAGAUGGCCCGAUCUAGGGAAUAUAAGCUUAGUGUGCGACUGGUUCCAGAUGCACCACCUCAUAUUUCACUUCAGGAGCGUGACAGAGUGUUCCUAACCCAGGGCCAGCAGCUCACGCUCAACUGCUCCACUUCCAAUGUCAACAGUGACAUCAAGGUGAACUGGUUCCCACCAGUUGGUGUGGACGCAUCUGUGCAGCAAAGCUCCCAACUUUUGACCGAGCCAGUCCUGCACAAACGCACAGCCACCCUCAGAAUAGAAGCAGUGACAACACGGGAUUCAGGAAGCUACCGCUGUGAGGCAAAGAACUACAAAGGGACUAGUGCUGAGACAGUCUGGGUGAAUGUCUACAGCAAAGGAUUUAUUAACUUGACCCAUGUAGCUAACAGAACAUGGAGAGUGCGAGAAGGAGAAAGUCUGUCUCUGCAUGUGGAUAUGGAAGCCUACCCUAAACCACGUGUCUUCUCCUGGAGCUACAAUCGAAAAAAUCUCACUAACACAACUGAUCAUGUUAUCACCACACACUCACAUGAACACAGUUAUCACAAUCAGUUAAAGCUUGUACGUUUAAAAGUAUCAGAGAGCGGUGUCUACACUUUUCUGGCCUCCAAUGGUGAUGCUAGUAUCUACCUGACAUUUGAAGUUCAUGUCCUAAGUAAACCAGCAAUUGUAUCUCACGAAGGUCCGGUUGAUGGGCAAGUGCGUUGUGUUGCUGAAGGUUAUCCCCCACCUCAGAUCACAUGGUACUACUGUGACCAACCCCAUGCCAGGUGUUCUAAUUUGUUAAAUGCCACACAAGAAGAGGAUGAUGUAGUCACUGUUACCAUGACUAACCCACCCUUUGGGAAGGGAGCGGUGGAGAGCCGCUUAAACAUCACCAAGAACAAUUACCCCACCCUGGAGUGCGUGGCUUCAGCUGAAGGCGAGAUUGUCUACACAUUAUUUUCCAUCAGCGAACAUAGUGUUGCUCAUGAGCUUUUCACUCCAUUGCUGAUUGGCUUCAUUGUUGCAGCAGUCAUCCUUUGCUUCAUCCUGUUUGUUCUCGCUUACAAGUAUAUACAGAAACCAAAAUACCAGAUUCAGUGGAAAGUCAUUGAGGGAAUCCAUGGCAACAACUACGUUUAUAUUGACCCUACCCAGCUUCCGUACGACCACCAGUGGGAGUUUCCACGGGACAGGCUGCGAUUCGGCAAAACUCUUGGCUCAGGAGCAUUUGGGAAGGUGGUGGAGGCGACAGCUUAUGGCAUGUCCAAGGCGGAUACGGUGAUGACUGUAGCAGUCAAAAUGCUAAAACCGAGCGCUCACACCACUGAGAAAGAGGCUCUGAUGUCAGAACUGAAGGUGCUAAGUUACCUUGGCAACCACAUAAACAUCGUCAACUUACUGGGUGCCUGCACUGUUGGAGGUCCAACUCUGGUGAUAACUGAGUACUGCUGUUUUGGUGACCUGCUGAACUUCCUACGCCGAAAGCGUGACUACUUCUGCUGCUCCAGAGUGGGAGAAGACUCUUACUAUAGAAACGUCUUGUUAUAUCCAGAUUUAGGUGAAGGUAGAAACGGCUAUAUGACUAUGAGGUCUUUGGCUUUGGGAGUUCAGUCCACUGAGAAACGUUCUCUACCUAAAGGUUCUGGCUCUUACACUGACUGUGAUGUGUUCAGUGAAGUUCUGCAAGAGGACGGUUUGGCUCUGGACACUGAAGACCUCCUCAGCUUCUCUUAUCAAGUCGCUAAGGGCAUGGACUUCCUGGCAUCUAAAAAUUGUAUUCACAGAGACCUGGCAGCCAGAAACAUCCUCCUCACUCAAGGUAGAGUGGCCAAGAUCUGUGACUUUGGACUUGCCCGUGAUAUCACUACUGACUCCAACUAUGUGGUUAAGGGAAAUGCCCGUCUGCCAGUGAAGUGGAUGUCUCCCGAGAGUAUCUUUGAGUGUGUGUACACGUUCGAAAGUGAUGUCUGGUCUUACGGCAUCUUGCUGUGGGAGAUCUUCUCUCUAGGGAAAUUUCCUGUUUGCAGCAGCACAGUGGAUAGCAGAAGAGGACAUAUCAAGCCAUACAAGUAAAAAAAUAUAUAUAUAUGUUAAAAAAAUGUGGUAUGGAUAAUGGAUGGAUACUAAUUGCUUUGUGACUAAACAGAAAUCAGUAGAUGUUUGAAAGCUCUUUUGGAGCCAUGAAUCAAUAGCCAUGCUUGUGUUGAAAGUAAUAUCAAGGGGCUUUGUUGUUGUUGUUGUUGUUGUUGUUGUUGUUGUUUAUCAUGAUAUAUUUUGGUUUGUUUCUUUUUCUUUCUGGGCAGUAAAAAGUAAUUCAGUAAUUACCAUCAACCUUGAUGAAUCUGAAUGGAUCUCCAUCCAAUAUCUAUGUAUAUACACUCACCGGCCACUUUAAUAGAAUCUUGAUUCUAAGAUUCCUGUUCUUGGCUGCAGGAGUGGAACCCAAUGUGGUCUUCUGUUGUUUCAUGCUGAGAUGCUUUUCUGCUCACCACAGUAGUAAAGAGUGAUUAUAUGAGUUACUAUAUCCUUCCUGGCGGCUCAAACCAAUCUGGUCAUUUUCCUCUGACCUUUCUUAUCAACAAGGCAUUUCCACCCAUAGAACUGUCGCUCACUCAAUGUCUUUUUGUUGUUGUUGUUUUGUUUUGUUUUUCACACCAUUCUGUGCAGAGGUGGACAAAGUACCCAACUUCAUUACUUAAGUCAAAGUACAGAUCCCACUGGUCAAAUGUUACUCAGAUACAAGUGAAAGUUGUCCAGUCAAAUUUUUACUUAAGUCAAAGUACUGAAGUACUUGCUUUUAAAAAUACUUGAGUAUUAAAAGUACAUUUUCUGUCAAUGCAUUGUUGUAUUAUUGCCAUAAUGCUUGCAAAACCUAAUGCCGUUACCAAAGACAGAAAUGUGAAUUUGCAAAAUGAACACAUGCUGUGCCAUCAUGGUGGUUUAACAUUAAGCUACCUAUGCCGCUUUUCCACUACAAACGCGGCUGAGCCGUGCCGUGCCGAGUCGAGCUGAGUCGAGCUGAGCGGGGCUGUUGGAGUUGCAUUUCGACUACAACCGCGCUGAACCGUGCUGGCUGGAAGUGGGUGGACACAUUGAGUGGAGUUAGCGAAAGUGGGUGGACGUCACGUGAUGUCGUUAAGCAGCGCAAACAGUGACAUCAGUGACAGUGGCGGAA